Molecule: messenger RNA, 1998 nt
Organism: Xenopus laevis (African clawed frog)
Lineage: Eukaryota; Metazoa; Chordata; Amphibia; Anura; Pipidae
Gene: dcaf13.L
Product: DDB1 and CUL4 associated factor 13 L homeolog
Exons: 11
Coding region: 114-1451 (445 amino acids)
Biological process (GO): maturation of SSU-rRNA from tricistronic rRNA transcript (SSU-rRNA, 5.8S rRNA, LSU-rRNA); protein ubiquitination; female gamete generation
Cellular component (GO): small-subunit processome; Cul4-RING E3 ubiquitin ligase complex; nucleolus
Molecular function (GO): ubiquitin-like ligase-substrate adaptor activity
Source: RefSeq, a predicted model, not a curated record
AGACUUCCACAGCAUGAUCUGCGCAAGUCACGCCCUGAGUGGAGUCACUUCCGGCCGCAUGGAGUAGACCUGUGGAGUAGUGGGAGAGUUGUGGGGAAAACACGCUGGUUAUCAUGAAGGUGAAGGUUCUGUGUAGGAACCCGGACGAUUACGUGCGAGAGACCAAGAGAGAUCUGCAGAGAGUCCCUCGGAAUUAUGACCCAGCCCUACACCCGUUUGAAGUGUCACGGGAAUAUACAAGAGCGUUAAAUGCCACCAAGCUGGAGCGGGUCUUUGCCAAGCCUUUUAUUGCUUCCCUGGAUGGCCAUAGAGAUGGGGUUAACUGCAUUGCCAAGCAUCCCAAAAGCUUAUCUACCGUGCUGUCAGGAGCAUGUGAUGGAGAGGUUAAGAUUUGGAAUUUGACGAAGCGAGAAUGUUCUAGAACAAUACAAGCACACGAUGGCUUUGUGAGAGGACUUUGCGUCCGAUUCUGCGGCACCUCGUUCUUUACAGUGGGUGACGAUAAGACAGUGAAGCAAUGGGCAAUGGAAAGCCCUGGUUAUGGUGAGAAAGUGGAGCCCAUGCGUACAAUCUUAGGAAAGACUGUUUUCACAGGGAUCGACCAUCACGUGAAAGAUGCUGUUUUUGCCACUUGUGGGCAGCAAGUGGAUAUCUGGGAUGAACAAAGGUCCGCUCCCAUGAGAUCAUAUGCAUGGGGGGUUGACAGUAUCUCAUCAGUCAGAUUUAAUCCAGUAGAGACACACAUUUUAUCAAGCUGUGGAACAGACCGAAGCAUCGUUCUCUAUGAUAAGCGAAAACCCACCCCACUAAAAAAGAUUAUUUUGGAAAUGAGAACAAAUGCUCUGUGUUGGAACCCAAUGGAAGCAUUUAUUUUCACUGCGGCCAAUGAAAACUUCAACCUGUACACGUAUGACAUGCGCUAUAUGGACAGCCCCGUGAAGGUGCACAUGGAUCACGUGUCGGCUGUUCUGGAUGUAGAUUACUCCCCUACUGGAAAGGAGCUUGUGUCUGCCAGCUUUGAUAAGUCCAUCCGUAUAUUCCCAGUGCAAAGUGGACACAGCAGGGAAGUCUAUCACACAAAGCGGAUGCAGCACGUCACCUGUGUUAGAUGGUCUGCCGACAACAAGUAUGUUCUCUGCGGUUCUGACGAAAUGAACAUUCGCAUAUGGAAAGCCAACGCCUCCGAAAAGCUGGGAGUGUUGUCACCACGAGAGAGAGCGGCAAAGAACUACAACCAGAAGUUGAAGGAGAAGUUCCAGCACCACCCACAGAUCAAGAGGAUCGCUCGCCACAGGCACCUACCGAGGUCCAUCUACAGCCAAAUAAAGGAGCAGCAGAUCAUGAGGGAAGCUCGCCGCAAGAAGGAUGUAAACCGUCGCAAACACAGCAAGCCGGGCUCUGUGCCAAUCCCGUCAGAGAAGAAGAAGCACGUGCUGGCUGUAGUGGAAUAGCACAAACUGCUGAUACUGCUGCAUUCUGCUGCUCCCCUGACCAAAGUAAUGUGUGCCAUAGUGGCCUGGGAAAUUUGACUGUGGGGGGGGGGGGGGGGGUGGGGCUGGUUUCAACAAAGUGCAGGUAUCCAGUAAAAUCUGAAUGGACCGUCCUUGCAUUUCAUUUACUGCAAAUGGUUUUUUUUUUCCUCCAUGGAAUUAGAGUUAUGACAGUUGUAUGGCAAUUUUUGUUUGCAAAGGUUCAGGAGGGUUAAAGGAAAACCAAACCCUAAAAAUGAAUAUGGCUAGAAAUGCCAUUUUAUGGCAACUUAUUGCACCAGCAUAACGUUGCAGCUACUCAAUAGCAGCAAUGAUCCAGGACUUCAAACCUGUCACAGAGGGUCACCAUCUUGGAAAGUCUGUGACACUCACAUGCUCAGUGGGCUCUGAGCAGCUGUUGAGAAGCUAAGCUUAGGGGUCGUCACGAAUUAUCCAGCAGAAAAUGAGGUUGGUCUGUAAUAUAAGCUGAUGCUACAGGGCUGAUUAUUAAAUUCUGAUGCUAAUUGCA